Cotesia congregata is the source of this 2040-nucleotide messenger RNA. The record is from the annotation of a GenBank genome assembly. NCBI's taxonomy places the organism in Eukaryota, Metazoa, Arthropoda, Insecta, Hymenoptera, Braconidae.
AUGCUGGCCACCGUAUCACCCAGCAGCACGCAUUUGGAAGAAACGCUGGCGACCCUUCGUUAUGCGUGCCAAGCUAGGUCUAUUGUCAACCGCGUUCGGAUCAACGAAGAUCCUCAUGAUAAACUGAUAAGGCAAGUUGAGACAAAGAAAAUCCAUUUAUUAGAGCUUAAAGCUGAAGUAUUGAGACUGCGUGGCGUUAGAGAAAAUUAUGAGCGGCAAUUAGGCCCAAGGAGGUUAUUAGAGAGCGGGGAUUCCGGCAAUGACAAUUUAGAGAUACAGAAAAAACAGCUGGAGAUUGAACAACUAAGAGACCAAUUGAAGCGCACUGAAGAACAGCUUGCUACAAAUCAGAAGUCAUGGAAAGAAAAAUUACAGGAAGCUGAGGAGCGUAAAAAAUCUGAGAUUAAUUAUCUGCGACACUGUGGGAUAGCUAUUGAAUUAGACUACAAGGAAAUAAAGUCAACUCCUUGUUUGGUCAAUCUUGCAGCAGAUCCUAUGCUCUCUGGUACGCUACUGUAUCUUAUUCCUCAGGGAAAAGUGCGUAUAGGGCGGCAAAGCAAGCAGGUUGAUCCAAUUGACAUUGUCCUGGAUGGACCAUUAGUUGCUCCAUUUCACUGCACGAUUGAAAAUAACAAAGGAGUAUUGAGCUUGAUGCCUGAAGCGAAUGGUGACACUUACGUUAAUGGACAGAUGGUAUGUGAUAAACUUUAUUUGAAGCAUGGAGAUCGUUUAGUCAUCGGUGGUAAUCAUUACUUUAAAGUAUGCAAUCCAAAUGACGAUAAUUCGAAUAUACAAAGUAAUAAUCAGCCUAUUGAUUAUGAAUUUGCGCAUCAAGAAAUACUCGCUAUUCAAGAGGAAAAACUGAGAGCUGAAUUGGAGGAAUCGAAGCGUAAAGCGAUAAAGGAACUUGAGAACGCAAAAAGAGAAGUUGAAACGCAGUUGGGAUCGCAGAAAACUACUUACGAGCGUGAGAUAAAAAUGCUCGGGACAACUUUAGAGCAACAGAAACUCGCUUUGGAAGAAGUUAGUAAGAGGAAACGACAAUUGGAGGUUGAAAAAGAAAUGCUUACGUACCAAAUAGAAGAAAAUAAAAGACGUGAAACGGAUGACUCCAAAAUAAAUGUCGAGCCUUACGAGUCGAAUUUUCUCCAAGAACUGAAAAAAAUUUUGAAUGAAGCAACUGCUGACGCGGAAGUGGCUCUUACAAUUGCGGCUAGCAAUGAAAUUAUUGCAGAAGGCGGUAUUACAUUACACGAAAUGCAACUUUUGGUUAGAGAAGCUACUCAGCGUUGUCGAGAUAUUGGAAUUAAUUAUGAAUUUGCGCAGUCACGAGUUAUUUCAGAGAAAGGUCUGCAACCAGUUAUAAGAAUUAGAGAUCGUGAUCGCAUGCUAGAGACUGUAUGGCAGCCGGAAAACUUUCUAGACUGGGUACGACGACUCCGCGACUUCGACAAUGAAGACACCAUAAAAGAAUUGGUUGAUUGCGACGGUACUAAUUGGGAAAUAUUUGAUGAAAGUGAAAUGCCUGAAGAUUCCUUAGACACGAGUCGUAUAUCUGUGAAUCUAACGCCAGUAAAAAGACAAUUGAAUGAAAGUCUCCACCAGUUAUCAAUGAACGGCUCAUUUUUGGACUCGACGAUAGACAAAACAACGGACUCUGCUGUACUGAGGAGAUACGAAGACAUGGAUGCGUGCCUGCUGCAGAUAGAAGUUGCUGCUAAGACCCUCGGAAAGUUGUGUCAUCAGUAUGAAAGCCGUGAGACAAGUGGAGAGGUCACUAAAUCGUUGGAUAAAGUUCGCAAUGUCGUCUCUACAUUGAGAGAAACAUUUAAUUCGUUGCAUAAGACCAACGAUAGUAGUACAAAUAUUUCGAGUUCUAACAAUACUGUCAUUGAGAACUCCGUUAAUUCCGUAAACCAAAGUAAUAACGAAAAAUUAAACAAACUCGAUGAUAAUAGAACAUCAUCAGAAAGUAAUACAUUCCGAUAUCCUUUUUCACAAGACAAUAACUCUAAGUCCGUACGAUUUAAUGUUAAAUAA